AGGAAAAAAAGUUAAUGGUGUCGACGCCAAAAAUUAAAUUGCAAAACAAAAUAUAGAUCUCGUUUGCUCGCCCAUGGUUCUCCCAGACAAACGCUGCGAGCCUCAAUUUCCUCCAAGAUGUUGUAAUUGAUCCGCCACCGUACUCGUCGGUUUCCGGCCAAAUUGUCGACCUCGAAUCCCAAGUUUUCAGCUUCUUCUCCGUCGCCAAUGAUCCCCUCCAAGCCAGCAUCCGUUGAUGUUACUUCAAUUUCUGAGAUGAAGUAAAUUAAUGAAGGAAAUUGAAGAAAGCAGAACUUAUGACGCAAGGUCUUGAUGAAGAUGAUAGGGAGCCAGCCAUGGAGUCUGGAGAAUCUGAUGAAGGAGGAGUGGGUGUCCGGGAAGUCUGGGCAAAUGGGGUCUGCAUAAAAACAACAGAAGUAGAAGCCAAGCUCGAUGAGGGAAAUAUUCAAGAGGCAGAAUCUUCAUUGCGGGAAGGGUUGUCUCUCAAUUUUGAGGAAGCCAGAGCCCUUCUUGGAAAGUUGGAGUAUCAGAGAGGAAAUGUCGAAGGUGCUCUACGUGUGUUUGAUGGUAUUGAUCUCCAAGCCGCCAUUCAACGUUUACAGCCUUUCGCCGAGAAAACGCCUCCAAAAAAAGGACGUGCACGCCCUGAAUCUCAACAUGCAGUUUCACAGCAUGCUGCAAACCUGGUGCUUGAAGCCAUAUAUUUAAAAGUGAAGUCUCUUCAGAAGCUAGGGAGAGUAACUGAGGCUGCUGAUGAGUGUACAAGUGUACUUGAUGCCGUAGAGAAGAUAUUCCAGCAAGGAAUUCCCGAUGCGCAAGUGGAAAGUAGGCUGCAAGAGACCGUUAGUCAGGCUGUAGAACUCCUCCCUGAGCUAUGGAAGCAGGCUGGCUGUUUCCAGGAUGCAAUAUCUGCCUAUAGGCGUGCCCUCUUAAGCCAAUGGAACCUCAGUAAUGAAUGCUGUGCUAGGAUCCAGAAAGGAUUUGCUGUGUUUUUGCUUUACAGUGGAGUAGUGGCUGGCCCUCCUAGUUUAUUUCUUCAACUUGAAGGUUCAUAUUGUCCGAAAAAUAAUUUGGAAGAAGCAAUUCUACUUUUGAUGGUUCUUGUGAAGAAAUGUUGCCUGGGUAAGAUAAAAUGGGAUCCAUCAGUGAUGGAGCACCUAAUAUUUGCUCUAUCUUUAUGCAGCCAGACUUCUGUUUUAGCAAAACAACUUGAAGAGGUCAUGCCUGGAGUGUAUCACCGUGUAGAUCGUUGGAAGUCUUUAGCUCUAUGUUAUUGUGCAGCAGGGCAGAAUAAAGUUGCCUUGAAUCUUCUGAGAAAGUGUCUUCACAAACACGAGCAGCCAGAUGAUGUGGCAGCCUUGUUACUGGCAGCCAAGAUUUGUAGUGAGGAUCCUUAUCUUGCUGCUGAAGGUGUUGGAUAUGCCCAGUGGGCAAUGAACAAUUCAGUAGGAAAUGAAGAGCAUUUAAAGGGUGUGGGUCUUCGCUUGUUGGGUCUUUGUUUGGGAAAAGAAGCCAAAAUGUCUUCCUCUGACUUCGAGAGGUCCCGUCUUCAAUCAGAGGCAUUGAAAUCUCUUGAGGCAGCAAGUUCUCUGGAGAGCAAUAACUUAGAUUUGAUUCUUGAGUUAGGAGUACAAUAUUCAGAGUAUCGGAAUUUGAAUGCUGCUUUGCAAUAUGCAAAGAAGUACAUUGAUGAAACCGGUGGCUCUGUCUUAAAAGGCUGGCAGUUGCUUGCUCUUGUUUUGUCUGCCCAAAAGCGAUUUUCAGAGGCUGAAGUAGUCACUGAUGCUGCAAUGGAUGAGACCACAAAAUGGGAACAAGCACCACUUCUCAGACUCAAGGCAAAGCUGAAGAUCUCUCAAUCACUACAUAUGGAUGCUAUUGAAACUUACCGUUAUCUCCUUGCAUUAGUUCAAGCACAAAAGAAAUCCUUUGGGCCACUCAGAAUUAUACCUCAGGUUGAAGAUGAUAAAGUGAAUGAGUUUGAAGUUUGGAACGGUCUGGCAAAUUUAUACUCCAGCCUUUCACAUUGGAAAGAUGCAGAGAUAUGUCUAGGAAAAGCUAAAGAGCUGAAAGAGUUCUCCCCAGAAGUACUACAUACUGAAGGUCUAAUGUGUGAAGGACGUGAGAAGGUCCGAGAAGCUCUAGCUGCUUAUAUCAAUGCCCUCCUACUCGAACCAAGUUAUGUUCCUUGCAAGGUUUUGAUCGGUGCUAUUUGGUCGAAAGCAGGCCCGGAUGCAUUGCCUAUAGCGAGAAGCUUACUUUCAGACGCGUUGAGAUUAGAUCAUACCAACCGCAAGGCAUGGUUUUACUUGGGGACGAUUCAUAGGGACGAAGGACGAAUGGCUGAUGCUAUAGACUGCUUCCAGGCAGCUGCCAUGCUUGAAGAAUCAGAUCCCAUUGAAAGCUUCAGCAGUGUUCUCUAGUCAUCCAUCCAUUCAAGGAGGAUCACUUCGAAUUGGAUCGGCAAUGGGUUUUAGCAUGCACUCAAUAGAUGCAUAUGUUUCACUUUCUCGAGGACCGUAAAGAAGGUAUCGGUGAAGCGUGAAGAAGAACUAUGUUGUAAGUUGUAACUGAAAGAACUUAAUAUAUAAAUUUAAUAAGAUAAAAAACUGUUUCAAAGCUAUAUAAUUUGAAGUUAGGAAGUAUGAAUUGUAGAGAGAUGAGGUGGUGGAUACUUUUCAACAAUUUGAUUUUGUUUUUACCAUUCUUGCUCACCAAUGUAUAUUUAUUCUUGUAACUGAGCAAAUAUUAGAGGAAUUAUACUUUUUUUUAUGUU
Molecule: messenger RNA, 2776 nt
Organism: Momordica charantia (bitter melon)
Lineage: Eukaryota; Viridiplantae; Streptophyta; Magnoliopsida; Cucurbitales; Cucurbitaceae
Gene: NPG1
Product: tetratricopeptide repeat (TPR)-containing protein
Molecular function (GO): protein binding
Source: RefSeq, a predicted model, not a curated record